UCGAUGAGAGCACGGAAGCCAGGAAUCGAGGCCUGUGGUCAGCGUGCGUCCGCUUCCGCCAGCGCUGCUUCGGGGAGAGCCAAGAGGCAGCGGGCAGUACGGACGUAACAUGCAGUACAGUCACAGGCAGAACCAGCUGCGUUCCGUGAGAAGGUCUGGGUACAACCUCAAGCUAUUCUCAUCUGAAAUGAUGGCUGGCGGGCAAGACCCUAAGUGGCAGAAAGAUGCCGCCGACCAGAACUUCGACUACAUGUUCAAGCUGCUCAUCAUCGGCAACAGUAGCGUGGGCAAGACGUCCUUCCUGUUUCGGUAUGCCGAUGACUCGUUCACAUCGGCCUUCGUCUCGACGGUCGGCAUCGACUUCAAAGUGAAGACGGUGUUCCGCCACGACAAGCGUGUCAAGCUGCAGAUAUGGGACACGGCAGGACAAGAGAGAUAUAGGACGAUCACUACAGCAUACUAUCGAGGUGCCAUGGGCUUCAUACUGAUGUAUGACAUCACCAAUGAAGAAUCUUUCAACAGUGUUCAGGACUGGGUGACUCAAAUAAAAACAUAUUCUUGGGACAACGCACAGGUAAUCCUAGUUGGAAAUAAGUGUGACAUGGAAGAUGAAAGAGUAAUCAGUUUUGAAAGAGGAAAGCAACUUGCAGAACAACUGGGAAUUGAAUUUUUUGAAACAUCAGCUAAGGAGAACAUUAAUGUGAAAGCUGUUUUCGAACGGUUAGUAGACAUAAUCUGUGACAAGAUGUCAGAGAGCCUGGACUCGGAUCCAAAUCUCAUGAAUGCUGGCUCUAAAGGAACACGUCUGACAGAACAACCUGCUGGCCCACAAAAUGGAAGCUGCAAUUGCUAACUGCUUCUGGAACUGUAAAUUAAUCAAAAUAAGCAGCCACAAUGUAAUGGGAAAUAAAUUUAAUAUGGAAUUAAAUAUACCUGAAUAAGGAUGUUAACAUUUAAAACAGAAUUGUACAGUAAAUAUGUUAUGUGAUUAAAAAUAUUUCUUAAUAGUGAUAAGUGCCAGUGUGUAUUUAUCCAGGUGUCUAAAUAAUGAGAACUAACCAAACUUAGGAAUUACACGAAUACAAUAACAGAAAGGUAAUUAAGGUGACUGCAUUCUAUGAUACUUAAAUAAACAAUAGUGUAAGAAAAUGUUUGUGUGUAAGAAUAUAUACAUUCUGAAUCAUUGAAAUCGAAAUAUGUGUUUUCUGUUUUUAUUGCUUUGUAAUUGUAGUUACUGUCCAUUAUCUCUGGCUUCUAGGUUUCUUGUUGUUCUGUAUUUUCUAAUGUCAAACAUGUUACCUCAGCCAGUUGUAAGUAUGAUAGCUAACUCUGUUUAAAAUGAGGAAUAAACUAUGAAUAAUAUUCAUGGAGAGAUGUCAAUUUCUUGGGAAACAUUUUGUGGGUAUAAAAUAUAAUUUUUAUAAUUAAUGAGCAUUGUUCAAGAAUGUUUAUGACGGAAAUAAGAUAAAAGCUUCAUAGAUCAAAUACACACUUCUUGAAGAACUGAAAUUCUUUUCACUGAAAGUCCUUCUGUAUUUCUACCUGUCUGUAUCUAGUGAUCAAUGCAAAUGUGUAGAGAAACAAAUUAAAUGUUCGUAUUAUGGCCUUAAGUAGAACUGUCAAACAGUUAGUAGCUUCACCUCCCAGUAUAAUAACAAUGUAUUCAAGGUAUUAUUACUGGAUAUUUCAGCAAAGAGCUUUAUUUGUUUCCAUGCAAUUGUUUGAAGUAGUAUGUGGCAUGUAAAGCAUUUUGUGUGCUCACUGUGUGUGUAUUUUCCUGAUCUAUGUGGCUUGGACUGUUGUGUUAUAUUAAGUAUUCAGUUGUCACAAAUGUGGUAUAUUUAGAGCUUCAAUAUGUUUAGCAUUUUUGAUAAUAUUUUCCACUUACAUAAAUAUUUGAAAAACAUUCAAAGUACCAUUACUUUUUAUAUCACAACAUUUGUGUUCAUCAGAUUUUUUAAGUAACAAUGUUCUUUGGCUGUAUACGUUUGAUUCAGAACCUUUCAUUUUCUAUUUUAUCUCUGGUUUGUUGACGCAAGUCUGUAAAAGAUAUUAUUUUUUAUAAUUGGUUCUCAAGACCAUCAAUUGAGUACUAUUAUUAAUGCAUAUAGCUAUUAACACCUGAUGUCAUUGUGUGGCACAUCAUUGACUAUAAAACUGAUUGUAUGUUUAAUACAUGAGGGGUAGCAAAUCUAUAUUUUUAGACUUUAUUCAUGUAUGUCCUGAAAUGUAGGCCUACAGACAAAAGACUUUCUUUGUGUUCAGUGUCAAGGAAAAAAGUGUUAUUAGUUCUUUUGGACUAUAACAUGGGUAACAAGCCACUUCAAAGAACUACAGCCAUUAAAAAACCAAGUACACAAUUUUUAUGUUAUUUUCAUUGCUGAAUUGUGUAAUAAAA
Molecule: messenger RNA, 2398 nt
Organism: Schistocerca serialis cubense
Lineage: Eukaryota; Metazoa; Arthropoda; Insecta; Orthoptera; Acrididae
Gene: Rab3
Product: ras-related protein Rab-3
Exons: 6
Coding region: 110-853 (247 amino acids)
Biological process (GO): regulation of exocytosis; protein secretion; protein localization to plasma membrane
Cellular component (GO): synaptic vesicle; endosome; plasma membrane
Molecular function (GO): GTP binding; GTPase activity
Source: RefSeq, a predicted model, not a curated record